Penaeus monodon (black tiger shrimp) is the source of this 1330-nucleotide messenger RNA. Its product is annotated as nephrin-like. Gene Ontology annotation, molecular function: protein binding. Lineage: Eukaryota; Metazoa; Arthropoda; Malacostraca; Decapoda; Penaeidae. The record is from RefSeq and is a predicted model, not a curated record.
GUAGUCCACGCCCUUCCGUUGUGUGGUUUAGGGACACAUACCUAAUAGACUUCAACAUGGAAUCCGAGGAAACAUCUCCCGCCAUAGAACUUGCAUCACAAAACCACACGACAAUUCCACCCGCCCCAUACGUCACAACGCUCAACACGGGGCCCAGCCAGACCACACCGGAGCCUUAUAAUACGCUCACCCUAGGGCCCCUCACCCGCAAUGAUCUCAAGUUGUUGUUAACUUGUGAGGCGUCAAACAACAACUUAACGAUACCUACCUCAGUGGUUGUUAUGGUCGAUAUGAACUACAAGUGUGGACGGAAAUGUCACUACUAGUACCCUGGUCAUCUCCCCUCAACCAGAGGACGAUGGAACGACUAUAGAGUGCGUGGCAGAGAACAAGGCGACGGAUACUGUGUUGAGCGAUGCCAGACACCUGACUGUUCACUACCUGCCAACGGCCUCCGCCAGCUUCGGUUCCUCGUUGGACGCGACCAACAUCAAGGAGGGAGACGACGUGUAUUUCGAGUGCGCCAUCGAAGCCAACCCCCGCGUUUCGCUCGUCUCGUGGAGGCAUAACAACCAGGUCCUUGCCCAUAACGUGAGCGCGGGCGUCAUCAUUAGCAACCAGAGUCUUGUUCUCCAGCGGGUGGUGCGGGCGUGGGCGGGGCUCUAUUCCUGCCACGCCCACAAUCUCGUAGGUGACGGGAAUUCCAACACACUGCGCCUCGAUGUCAAAUACGCCCCCGUGUGCUCCCCGGGCCAGACGACCUCGUACGCCGUGGGCCGCCAGGAGGACGCCGAGGUCACGUGCACGGUGCAGGCGAACCCCCCCCGCGCCUCGUUCCAGUGGACGUUCAACAACACGGCGGACACCAUCGACGUCCCCCAGGGCCGCUUCUCCUCGUCCAGCGUCACCAGCGUCAUCACGUACACGCCGAUGACGUCGCUCGACUACGGGACGCUCCUGUGCUGGGCGUCCAACGAGAUCGGCACGCAGAGGGAGCCGUGCGUGUUCCAUAUCGUGCCUGCCGGCAAGCCAGACCCCCCCAGGAACUGCACCGUCAUCCACCGCAGCCGCACGGCCGUGAGGGUCCGGUGCCUUGCGGGCAGCGACGGCGGCCUCCCACAGCACUUCCUCCUGCGGGCCAAGGUCGACCACGGGGAACACGCCGUCAACGUCACGGCGUCCACGCGGCCCUCGUUUCUUGUCGAGGGUUUGAUGACAGGACGAAAAUACAGCCUGGUGAUCACGGCUUAUAAUAGCAAGGGAAGCAGCGCCCCUACGCAUAUGUCUAUCUCAAGCCCGGGUGCCAGUGGGUCUGUCUAUCGCCAGCAUG